AGAGGGACGCCACGUUCAGUGCUUCACAGGCUGGUGUCUGAACUGCACUGACCAUGUCUGGAAGAGGAAAGGGUGGAAAGGGCCUAGGCAAAGGGGGCGCCAAGCGCCACCGCAAGGUCUUGCGUGACAACAUCCAGGGCAUCACCAAGCCCGCCAUCCGCCGCUUGGCGCGACGUGGUGGUGUCAAGCGCAUCUCCGGCCUCAUCUACGAGGAGACCCGCGGGGUGCUGAAGGUGUUCCUGGAGAACGUGAUCCGCGACGCCGUCACCUACACCGAGCACGCCAAGCGCAAGACCGUCACCGCCAUGGAUGUAGUCUACGCGCUCAAGCGCCAGGGCCGCACCCUGUAUGGCUUCGGAGGCUAAAUUGCGCCACCACUGCUUCAU
Molecule: messenger RNA, 386 nt
Organism: Cricetulus griseus (Chinese hamster)
Lineage: Eukaryota; Metazoa; Chordata; Mammalia; Rodentia; Cricetidae
Source: RefSeq, a predicted model, not a curated record